Molecule: messenger RNA, 541 nt
Organism: Trichoplusia ni (cabbage looper)
Lineage: Eukaryota; Metazoa; Arthropoda; Insecta; Lepidoptera; Noctuidae
Product: MICOS complex subunit Mic10-like
Exons: 3
Coding region: 184-438 (84 amino acids)
Cellular component (GO): mitochondrial inner membrane; MICOS complex
Source: RefSeq, a predicted model, not a curated record
CGCACGUCACUGUCAAACCUAAUUGUCCAACGUUCAAAAUUUGUUUUGUGCUUUGUUCAGUGAUGAAAUAUUCUUGAAAACGGACCAUUAAAUUACAUAAAUAAGUUUUAUUUCAUUAAGUGCUUGGAUUGCAGCAAUGUAUAAUUCUAAUAUGGUGUUGUUAUCUGUUACUUAGUUUAAGGGAUGAGUGCAACGGACACCAGAGACUUUGAGGAAAGAUAUUCAGCAUGCUUCAUUGAUUUCGGCUUAAAAACUGCCGCCGGCCUCCUUAUCGGCAGUAUGAUGGGCAGUUUCUUCCUCCGUGGCUUUAAAAAAUGGCCCAUGUAUAUUGGAGGCGGCCUUGGGUUCGGCAUGGCCUACACCAAUUGCGAGAACAGCCUCAACCAUUUCCUGCUGUCCAUGGAUCCCAAACAGUGUGUUAUAAAAAAAACAGCUUGACACCUGGACACGUGUGCUUCAGAGCGUUGGUCCUGUACAGUAGUAUAUUAUUUUACGUAAAUUUAAAUAUUGUUUAAUACUAAAUAUUUCGGUUGAUUUUGUA